Papaver somniferum (opium poppy) is the source of this 2459-nucleotide messenger RNA. RefSeq names its product protein DETOXIFICATION 55-like. Lineage: Eukaryota; Viridiplantae; Streptophyta; Magnoliopsida; Ranunculales; Papaveraceae. The coding region runs from base 295 to 1866 and encodes 523 amino acids. Gene Ontology annotation, cellular component: membrane. Gene Ontology annotation, molecular function: antiporter activity; xenobiotic transmembrane transporter activity. Gene Ontology annotation, biological process: xenobiotic detoxification by transmembrane export across the plasma membrane. The transcript has 2 exons. The record is from RefSeq and is a predicted model, not a curated record.
AACAGAAAUUUAAACUACAUUUUAACCCAGUUAAGAUAUUGUUUUUCAGUUUUUACUUGAUGAAAGAAUGAAACUUUAAGGGUUGGAAUUGUCGAGGUAUGCCACCUCCUUCCCAUGCAACCAUUAUAAAGAUCUUUGGUUAUAGGUCUAACCUCCUUCAAUGCAACACAAACAAGAAAAAACCACCUCUCCGUAGACAGAAGAUUUCCCCUCCCACCCACAUCAACCGAUCCCCAAACUACAAACACAAACAGUUGUAUGAUAUUUGAAAUUGAUCUUUGAGAAACUAACAAUAUGCUUGGAGGAAAUCAUGAUCAUAAUCCAAAGUACACAACAGCCGCAGAGGUGAUUGAAGAACUAAAGAAAAUAAAGGAUAUAGCCUUCCCAAUAGCAGCCAUGAGUGUGGUCACAUACCUCAGAGGAAUUAUCUCAGUUGUCUGCAUGGGAAGGUUAAGCCGACUAGACCUAGCUGGAGGUGCACUCGCAAUCGGUUUCACUAACAUCACAGGAUACUCGGUUCUCUCGGGCCUUUCUAUGGGGAUGGAUCCUCUAUGUAGUCAAGGUUUUGGUUCUCGCAAUCUUCUGUUGGUUUCUAUGACACUGCAACGAACAAUCAUCAUGUUACUAUUUGCUUCCGUACCAAUAUCUUUAUUAUGGCUUAAUCUUGAACAAAUCAUGGUGAAACUUCAUCAGAAUCCCGAUAUUGCACGUGUUGCAAGCCUUUACUGUCGUUAUGCUCUACCUGAUCUAAUUGCUAAUAGCCUUCUUUAUCCUCUAAGAAUCUAUCUAAGAAGUAAAGGCACACCAUGGCCACUGUUUUGGUGCACUUUGCUUGGAGUUCUCUUUCAUCUUCCCAUCACUAUUUUCCUGGCUUUCAAACUACAUCUAGGAGUCCCUGGAGUCGCCGUGUCCACCUUCCUUACCAACUUCAACAUUCUCAUUUUUCUUUUUGGGUAUAUGUACUUUAGUCCAGGACACCCACCCUCCUCCAGCGACGAAUAUGAAUAUGAACAUUAUCAACAGGAUUUUCUAUACACAACCUCACCAUUACUUUUUUCAUCACCAUCACCGCCCUCUUGUUCUCCUUCUUCUUCACAUUCCUCUUCCCCUUCCUCAUCUAUAUCUUCAACUUCAUCGCCAUUUUAUUGUCUUGGUAACCCAACCACUAGUUUCACUACCUUGCUAAGCGAAGACUGGUGGGUUUUGCUUAGACUCGCUAUAUCUAGUUGCCUUGCUGUUUGUCUCGAGUGGUGGUGGUACGAGUUCAUGACACUUCUUGCUGGUUACAUUAACCCACCUCAUGUUACCCUUGCAGCUUCUGCUAUAGUCAUCCAAACCACUUCACUCAUGUACACACUACCGACUUCCUUCAGUGCAUCUGUAUCCACUCGUGUAGGUAAUGAACUUGGUGCUGGUAGGCAUAGUAGAGCUCGUCUAGCUAGCCUGGUAGCCAUGAUACUAUCAGUUCUAGCAUCUAUACUUGGGUUCUUGUGGACCAUCUUAGCAAGAGAUCCAUGGGGAAGGGUUUUCACACAAGAUACUGAAGUUCUGAAAUUAACCAUUGCUGUUUUACCAAUUAUCGGCUUAUGCGAACUAGGAAAUUGCCCACAAACAACAGGUUGUGGGGUCUUACGAGGAACUGCUAGACCUUCGACCGGUGCGGGGAUCAACCUAUACUCAUUCUACUUGGUGGGUACACCAGUAGCCAUCUUUUUGGCUUUCGUUAUGAAACUAGGGUUUGUGGGUCUUUGUUAUGGGCUUUUAGCGGCUCAAAUUGUUUGUGCUUUCUCUAUCAUAACAGUGAUUUGCAAGACAGAUUGGGAGAGAGAGUCAUUGAAGGCCAAAGAUUUGGUAGGGGGGAUAUAAGCAUAUGAAUAAUAUCCAACAAAUAUAAUCAGACAGAAGAUCAGUAGUAAUCACAUGCUAAACCUUUUGAAUUAUUGAAGGGACAAUCAAAAAGAACUGAAGCAAAAGACUAUACUUAUGAUGUCUGGGAUGACAUAAUUGUCUUGAACUGAACCCUAGUUAGACAAAUGAGACACAAGUGAGAUCAUUUGUGCUGGCUGUUUUGCUAAAGUCAGUUAAUUUUCUAGUCUAGGCUGUCUAGCUGUGGGAUGGAUAUUGAGAAAAGAAAUAUAUACGGUAUGGAUGCGAAGAAAGAAAAGCAAAACAAUAUCAAACAAUAUCGGUAUUCUAUAAGGUAAAUGUAAACUUGUAAAUCAUGUAGCUGUAAAGAAAUAUACAUAUAUAUAUAUAUGUGUGUGUGUGUGUGUUAGCUUUAGUUCAGCAGUUAGUGAUAGAUGUCCAUCUAUGAUACAUCUUGACGUUGAUGCACUUGAUGUCUAAUACCAAAUAUGUAUGUGAUUUUUCUUUUGAUUCCUCUAUAUAUCUUCUUUUGUGUCUUAUGUUCGGUACAAGUAAUGAAAGACAAUGACUACCUCGUGUAUUUUGUGAAUUUA